Molecule: messenger RNA, 300 nt
Organism: Aureococcus anophagefferens
Lineage: Eukaryota; Pelagophyceae; Pelagomonadales; Pelagomonadaceae
Exons: 1
Source: RefSeq, a predicted model, not a curated record
AUGCGCGGGGCUUUGCUCGCCGGGGCCGCGGGCCUCGCGCAGGCCAUGCCGUCCUUCCGCGAGCGGCUGCCCAACGCCUACGGCGUCGAGUGCCCCGGGGACCACUGGGAGGGCUGCACGUCCACGGGCCUCUGCAUGGGCCUGGGCCACACCCAGUGCGCCGGCGGCGGGGCCCUCGGCGCCUUCGGCGUGUCCUUCCUCCAGCACGGCUACGAGUGGACGACGGCCAUGUGCGAGGACGACGCCGACGGCGACGGCCAGUCGAACGGCGUCGAGCUCGGCGACCCGUGCUGCCUCUGG